AUUUUAAUAUCACUCGCCAACAUCGCAGUCGAGACAGGAGGUUUCAGAAAGCAGCGCACAGCGUCAAUAACCCUUCAUGAUUUAGAACACAUACCGAAGUCUUAUCGACUUAUUCUAUCCGAACCCAAAGUUUGGCACCAAGGCAGAGCAAGAUGGCGGUCUAUACACCCGGCGAUGAGAACUUCACAAAGCUCAUGGCCAAAGCAAUAAAAGAUGGAUUCCAUUUUAAGAAAAAAGAUAUCAAGAUUGGUGUUGAUCUCGUGGAAGCAGCACUCAAACAGCUAGAUUUCUUAAAGCUUGUGAACAACUACCCACAAGUGACCGAGGAUCCGGUUGUCAUACAAAAUGCCAUGAUGAGGUACGAGAAGAAGUGGUUGCCAAUGGCGGCGCAGUACAAUCCUACAGCUCUCGUGCCUCCACUUGACGUGGAAUGGAUUUGGCACGUCCAUAUGCUCUGUCCCCAUGACUACGAGAAGGACUGCAUUGCUCUUGUUAACACUGUAGUAGACCAUAAACUCAUGAGCGCGCGACAGCGGAAAGAUGGCUUAGACAGAGCUAGAAGUAUCUGGAAGAGUAAAUACCCAGACGAGCCAUUUGACAUUGACUUUCAGUCAGUAUCAAAGAAAAACAUUAAUUUUGAAAGCCAGAUUUCAUAUAAUAUAUGCCAAGCCAUUGAGAGACAGCGAGUCUUCUAUUACCAGGUUAGUUUGCCACAUUAUAGGAAUAGGGUGUUUCUCAAAAACGCCUUGGUCAGAUAUAAGAUGAUGCUUUACUUGAAGAAACAAAAUCCCGGAAUAUUCCUGGUUCCUUGUUACGACAUGGAUCUAAUUUGGCACUCUCACCAGCUUCAUCCACAUAUAUACAAAGCAGACACGGAAUUCUUACUUGGAAAAAUGUUCAAACACGACGACUCAGUCACUGAUCGUGAACCUGGUUCCAAAUUAGUCAAGGCCGAUCUUAUGACGAGAGAACUGUGGAAAGCAGCUUUCCAGGAGGAGUUUGCAAUAAGUGGUACAAUGUACAGAGGCAAUCCACCAAAUGAACUAGCAACUCUUAGUCCGCAGGAUAGUUUAGUUGUACAGACAAAAAUAUGUAAAGUAUACGUACAACGUAUCUCCAUUGACCAGCCGAUGGGUCGCCAACGUUUCGUCCUUUCUGCUCAAAUCUCCAAUGGCUCUCGCACACUGAUCAAGUUAAAAGGUCCUCAGCAGGUGUGGGAAGCUAAACCUACGGAAGGACUUGCCAAGUUCAAGUUCAACACAGCCAAACACACAUCGUUACUAUUCAAGUUGAAAACACCGUCAGCCAUGCCUUGCUGCUCCCCUGGAAAGCCUCUUGGCAUCGCGACCAUUGAUAUACGGCGAGUAUUGGAUGAAGUACUGCUACGUGGAGUAGGCACAUCUACGUACACUAUAGCUAUAAUGAACGAAGGUCAUACGCCUGGUGACAAUACUAUGACCAUAACGUUAAGAAUUGAGCAAUCGUUUAUUCAAGGAGAAAGUCUCCUGCGGCUUCAGCCUGGAAGAUAUGAACCAAAGCAGCCGCAGCAGAUCCUUGACACUGUGACUCACCUUGCCCUUCCACUGAAAGCACCUUUAUCGAGUGGUAUAAUUGAGGCAAGACAUAGGGUGUUGAAUCACUACGAUCGCCAUGUAUUUACAGUACGGCUGUUGCAAUCACCUGCCAUGAUGUUCACAGUUAUUGAGGUCAUGGACAAUUCAGAGGUUCUAUUAUCAGUUGCUCACAUUGUUGGUUCAAGUACUUUGCCAAAUCGUGAUCAGGUGGACGAUGAGCUCCAAGGCUUCCAGUGCACAUUCAAUCCCAGAGAAGGGCAAAGAGCAAUGUUGAUAAAAGGGCCACGGGGCGACUUUGGUGUGUGCGUCGGGCAGUGGGUUGGCUUCCGUGCAGGGGUGCCAGGUGUUCCCGGAGACAAAGACGCCAAAAGACGCGGAGUACGGGGUACGCCUGGUAGUCCUGGUAACCUCAAGGUGAAAUUCUAUGGUUUAGCAGAAAACGAACCGUUGGCGAAGAAGGAAUGGAGUAUGCAGCAUACGGGCAAUACGUUCAAUAUCGGGAAGCACGUAUCGCUAGAUGUUAGAACCGGUCGAAUUACGCUUGGGGUCACAUCGGAUGCCCCACAGAAAAUCGCAAUAGCGUUUAGCGUAUCCGUAUUGCAUGUGCUGUGCCAACCUAAACCCAAGAAGCCCGUCGAUUAUAGGAACAAGCCACGCGCCGCGGAUCCGGAUUCUAUGGUAUUUCUGCUAGCUGCUGGAUACUACUGUUAUUUACCGUAUCAUACCCUCUAUUUAGAAGCCACAAGUGCCUGCGCUGUUGGUGUAUCAGACUGUGAUUUCGGCUGUGAUCAUCACGACGCCGGUGGGAUGGAUGCAAUAGGAGAUGCCGGUGGAUGUGGUGGAUGCGGCGGUUGCGGUGGAUGUGGCGGGUGUGGUGGGUGUGGUGGGUGUGGCGGCGGUUGCGGUGGCGGCUGCGGCGGUGGUUGUGGUGGUUGCGGGGGUUAG
This is a messenger RNA of Saccoglossus kowalevskii, 2519 nucleotides long. RefSeq lists its product as uncharacterized. The record is from RefSeq and is a predicted model, not a curated record. NCBI's taxonomy places the organism in Eukaryota, Metazoa, Hemichordata, Enteropneusta, Harrimaniidae.